Messenger RNA from Postia placenta MAD-698-R-SB12, 402 nucleotides. RefSeq lists its product as hypothetical. The transcript has a single exon. NCBI's taxonomy places the organism in Eukaryota, Fungi, Basidiomycota, Agaricomycetes, Polyporales, Adustoporiaceae. The record is from RefSeq and is a predicted model, not a curated record. The coding region runs from base 1 to 402 and encodes 133 amino acids.
AUGGCGCUCUGGAUGGGUCCCGGCCGCAUGGUAUUCGAUCGCGUAUGGGAAUUUCCAAUUCUUACGCUAGACCUGUGCGCGGCGCUGUCAGGCCUCGGCUGGGAUGGCUGGAAGUCGCUCGCGCUCCCGCAUGUCCUAACUAGCGCGCCCGCGCUCCUGCAGAGCCACGCACUGGAGACGGCGGAGCUGCUCGCGGCGCUUCAGCAGAAGAAGCGCCUCGCGAAUAUGGACAUCGUGUGGAAGCAGCGCGUGCAGGCGUUGUUCGACGACCGGAUCGUGCACUGGAAGCAUGCUGCGGACACGAAGAGCAUGCUGCUGCUGUGCGACGUGUUGGCGCCGUCUCCGUUGCUGGCGCCUUUCGCGAUGCUGUGCGUCAGGAUCGUGAACAUGAAGGAAGUGUAA